CUCAACCCUGGCGCGUGCCUCUACUGUUGAAGCUCGUGUUCCUCCUCCGCCAGACGUGUGCUCCUCCUCUGCUCCGCCACUUGUAUCACCCUCUCCCUCUUCGGUCCAACUUCACCUCCUCACCUAUCCUUAAUUAUAUCCAACUCGAAUCUCCUUCCUUUCAAAGACAAGGAUUCUCCUCCAAAUUUUAUUUUCCCCUUUUGUCUUCUCUCUCUGUCUGUACUUCUGUAUCUGCAUUAUUCAGGGCUCCAUCUCAACUCAAGGCCCUCUGCAUUUUUGGAUAAUAAUAAUAACUAUGGCCAUUUCUCAGCGCGAGUCUCCCGUCGGCCUUAAGACCCCAUUGAUCCAAAAGCAAAACGACGUCGAGGCCGGCGCCGUUUUGGACUACUCCCCCUCCCGCUCUGGCGGCUGGCGCUCUGCGGCCUUCAUAAUCGGAGUUGGAUGUACGGAGAGGUUUGCAUUCUACGGCGUCAGCUCCAACCUGGUGACGUUUCUGAGCGGGCCGUUGGGGGAGUCGACGGCGACGGCGGCGGAGAAUGUGAACACGUGGUCCGGCACCGCGUCUUUGCUUCCGCUGCUCGGAGCCGUUGUCGCGGAUUCGUUUCUAGGGCGCUACCACACCAUCGUUUUCUCUUCUCUGCUUUACAUCUUGGGGCUAGGCUUGUUGAGUUUCUCGGCCAAGCUUCCUUCUCUCACCGGUUCUGAUUGUGGUAACAGCAGCCAGUUGACAUCAUGCUAUUCUCAGCUGCAAGUGAUAUUCUUCUACUUUUCUCUAUAUCUGGUAGCUGUAGGGCAAGGUGGAAACAAACCUUGCAUACAAGCUUUCGGAGCUGAUCAGUUUAAUGGACAAGAUCCGGUGGAGAGUAAAGCUAAAAGCUCAUUCUUUAAUUGGUGGUACUUUGGUAUCUGCUCUGGCUCCUUAUGUACACGAUUGAUAUCAAGCUACAUACAGGACAAUUUCAGUUGGGUUCUGGGAUUUGGAAUUCCUUGUAUUGUGAUGGCUUUUGGCCUAUUUGUUUUCUUGUCGGGAUCAAGAACUUAUAGGUAUAGCGUCGAAGGAGAUGGGAAUAGUCCAUAUGCUAGAAUUGCUAAGGUUUUUGUUGCUGCAUUUAAGAAUUGGCGUGCGACUCCUUCAGAGCCUCUUGCAAACCCGCCCCAUCAAAGUUCUGAAAGAUACAAGUUCCUCAACAAGGCAUUACUAGCGCCAGAUAGUCAUUUGAAGGAGUACAACAAGGUUUGUACGGUCUCUGAGGUAGAAGAAGCAAAGGUUGUUCUUGGUCUUUUUCCUAUAUGGAGUACAUGCCUGGUAUAUGCUAUUGUGCUUGCACAGAUGUCAACUUUCUUUACCAAGCAAGGGGCGACACUGGAUAGAGAAAUUGCAGCCGGCUUUGAGAUACCAGCUGCUUCACUUCAAUCUUUUACCAGCCUCAUUAUUAUUCUCUCCAUUCCUAUUUAUGAGCGUGUCUUUGUUCCAAUAGCUAGUGCUAUAACUGGAAAACCCUCUGGCAUUACAACGCUACAAAGAAUAGGAACUGGGAUAUUUUUAGCUGCUCUUUCCAUGAUUGCUGCAGCUGUAGUUGAGGCGAAAAGGCUUGAAACUGCUCGAGAGUACGCUCUGGUUGAUAUGCCGCAUGUUACAAUUCCCAUGGGCGUGUGGUGGUUGAUUCCUCAGUACUUGUUGAUUGGAGUGUCUGAUGUUUUCGCUAUGGUUGGUCUGCAAGAGUUUUUCUACGAUCAGGUACCAAAUGAACUACGAAGUGUAGGAGUAGCCCUCUACCUCAGUAUCUUUGGUGCAGGAAACUUCCUGAGCAGCUUUCUUAUCUCAGCCAUAGAGGAAGCAACCAGCGGCGAAGGACGAAUUAGCUGGUUUUCGAAUAAUCUGAAUCUUGCACAUCUUGAUUACUUCUACUGGCUGCUCGCUGGACUCAGUGUAGUGGAAUUGGCUGUCUUCACUUACUUUGCAAGAUCUUAUAGGUAUAAAAGGUGAGGUAGAGUAUAAGUAGUGCUUAGACAGUUGUUUAGGAGCUCACAGGUAGGGCUGGAUUGGUUGGUAUACUAGUCUUAAUUUUCCAAUACCAUAUACCAACUAAUAUAUAUUUGGUAUGAAAAAUCCACAAUUUAUACCAACCAAUAACGUUGGUAUACCAAUUAAGUGGUACGGUUGGUAAUGGGCUUGUACCAACAUAUUUAAGGCCCAAAAA
Argentina anserina (silverweed cinquefoil) is the source of this 2201-nucleotide messenger RNA. Its product is annotated as protein NRT1/ PTR FAMILY 5.10-like. The transcript is spliced from 4 exons. Gene Ontology annotation, biological process: transmembrane transport; dipeptide transport. Gene Ontology annotation, cellular component: membrane. The record is from RefSeq and is a predicted model, not a curated record. Gene Ontology annotation, molecular function: dipeptide transmembrane transporter activity; tripeptide transmembrane transporter activity. Bases 296 to 1987 code for a protein of 563 amino acids. NCBI's taxonomy places the organism in Eukaryota, Viridiplantae, Streptophyta, Magnoliopsida, Rosales, Rosaceae.